UUAAUAAAAAAAUUGUUGUUUUUAUUGCAGUAGUAAUAAAGUUUACAAUUUUUUAAUGUUGUUUUAAUAUUUUAUUGAUUAUUAUAAAAAUUAUCGACGCUUCAAAGAAACUGAAAGGAGACUCCCAACACAGUGACCGUUAACCCCGAGAACUAAUAUCUGAGCUUUCCGGAAUUAUAUUUUUAAUUCGUUGCUUUUUCUUCAGUGGGAGAAAGUGAUUUCGUCAAAUAUCAACCAGACAGUUGCACAGCGCAGACAAUAUAUAGUAUCAAUUUACUUUUGUUUUUAGGCGAAGGGCUUGGAAAUGGCAGGAGUCAUGAAUGAAGAAAAGAUGCAAAGUCUCAUAAGAGGGUUGGAACGGCUCGAAAGCAUAGAAGCUGACAAAAUGGAAGAUUUACAAAUAGCAAGGUUGCGGACUGGCAAGGAAGCGAGGAAUGAACUUCAAAAUUGGUUGAGAAAUGUAGAAAGGAUGAAAGCUGAAGUUCAGAAAAUAAAAGAAAAAUGGGAGCAAGGUGGAUUGAGAAGCAUACUAUUAGGAAACCGUGUGGAGAAAAUGACUGAAGAAGUGAAGGAGCUAAUCGGUCAAAGUGGUAGAUUUCAAGUUCAGGAACAUCUUGUACUUGAGACACAUGAUAACAGUGGAGUUGCACUAUUGGCCCCAAGAUUAGUGGGUGAACAAUUUGAAAUCAAUAAGAAUAAGAUAUGGGAGUGGUUAAUGGAGGAUGAAGGCUCAACAAUUGGUAUUUUCGGAAUGGGAGGGGUUGGGAAAACCACGUUGGUUACUCAUGUCCAUAAUCAGCUUUGCGAAAUACAGAGAAAAGUUUACUGGAUCACUGUAUCACAGGACUUCAGCAUUCAAAAAUUGCAGAAUCAUAUUGCUAAAGCUAUUGGCCUCAAUAUUUCAGAUGAAGAUGAUGAGAAGAAAAGAGCUGCAUUGUUGUGGAAAGCAUUGGAGAAAGAGAAAUUUGUUAUCAUUCUAGAUGAUUUGUGGGAAUCUUUUUCUCUAGAGAAGGUGGGUAUAUCUAUCUCUAGAGAAAAUGGAUGCAAAUUGAUCAUUACGAGUCGGUCUUUAGAAGUUUGUAACAAGAUGGACUGUCAGAAGAAGUUUAAAUUGCAGCCUCUUAUUAAAGAAGAAGCUUGGGGCUUGUUCCAGCAGAAACUCGGGGAACAAAUUCCAGCGGAUUUUCACGAGAUCGCAAAAUCUAUUGUAAGGGAAUGUGCUGGUCUGCCACUUGGAAUUAUAACAAUCGCUGGCUGCAUGAGGGGAAUGGAUGAUUUAAGUGAAUGGAGGAACACAUUGAGGGAGUUGAGAGAAUCAAAAUCUAGCGAAGUUGAUAUGGAAAACGAGGUGUUCCGGAUAUUGAGAUUUAGCUAUGGUCGCUUGAGAGAUAAAGCAUUGCAAAUGUGUUUCUUAUAUUGUGUAUUAUUUCCUGAAGAUUAUGAGAUUGGAAGAGUGAAGCUGAUAGAAAGCUUGAUUGAUGAGGGAGUAAUAGAAGAAAGAAGCAGGCAGGCAGAAUUUGAGAAGGGCCAUAGCAUGCUCAAUAAACUUGAAAGAGUCUGCUUGUUGGAAGGUGUUAGUGACUAUAACGGUUGCCCAUAUGUGAAGAUGCAUGACUUGAUUAGGGAUAUGGCCAUCCAAUUAAUGGAAGUGGAUACAAAUUCGAAAACACCUGUCUGUACAACUUCAGAAGUGGUAGAUUGCGACAGUUGGAAUGCAGAUCUUGUGAGAAUUUCAGUAAAGGACCGGUAUUAUGAAAUGCAUCCUAAACUUUCAGUCGUGGUGUUACGUUACGCUGAUUUUGAAGGGAUUUCAAUUCCUUUACUUGAUAAAUGGCAUGGGCUUAAGAAUCUUAAUAUCUCUGUGGAUCCAUAUAUUCAGAAAUUGCCUGAUUAUGUCUCUAACCUAUCUAAUCUCACUGCAUUAUCACUCAGAAAUUGUAGAGUUUUGAGGUAUGUGCCCUCAUUAGAAAAGCUGAAGGCACUGAAGAAGUUGGAUCUCAAUUUUACUAGAGUUGAAGAAGUGCCUCAAGGCAUGGAAUUUCUUUUCAAUCUUAAGUACCUAGGUCUCUUUAGAACUUCCAUAAAGGAGUUUCCGCCUGGCAUAUUACCAAAACUUUCUUGUCUGCAAGUCCUCCUACUUGACCUAGGAUUAUCAGUUGAAGUAGAGGAAGUGGCAUCCUUGAGGAAGUUGGAAUCUUUGUGCUGCUGGUUUCAUGAUUUAAAUGAGUUUAACACGCAUUUUCAGUAUAUGGAAGAGCCUCCUGAGCUUAAAUUGAGGAACAGGGGCAUGUGGAAGGAAGUUCCGCUAAAAGCUUAUUUUCUUUGGAUAAGAAGUUCAAGGGGCUUUCCAUAUGUUGACGCUGCUGAGGAGUUCACUGAUAAGAUACUGCAUAUAGGAGAAAAACUAGAGUUUGUGCUCGGUAAAAGAGUAAUUUCGGCUUUUUACGGUAUAGAACAUGACAAGGAGUGGGAGGAGAAACGGGUUGAAAUUCAAUUUUACAAUAGAGGAAUGUGCUUGAAAAAUGAAUCUAGAUUGAAGUGGUUGGAUAUUUGUUCUAUGUUUGGGAUUGAAUGUUUGUCUUCAUUGUGUUCCUCGUCUGCACUUCAAAGCCUUGAGAGGAUAGAAAUUAAUCAAUCGAUGGACUUACGUGCACUCAUUAGUACAGCAACACCAGCUGCCACAAUUCCUGCAACUACCUUUUCCAUUCUUAAACAGUUCAAAAUAUUUAAAUGUCCAGGUAUAAAGAAGCUAUUCCCUCCUGGCUUGCUCUCAAACCUUCAAAAUCUGGAAAAGAUUGAAGUUGAUGAUUGUGAAAAUAUAGAGGAGCUAAUUGCAGAGGAAGAAGAAGGAGAACAAGGACAAGAUAGGCAUCACAGCAAUGCUAGUUGUUCAAUCCCUUUACGAAAAUUGCAAUUAUUUUCACUGUAUGAUUCACCAAAACUAAAGAGCAUCUGUCAUGGAGAAAUGAUUUGCAUCUCUCUCAAAUCUUUUGGGGUAAUAAAUUGUCCGAAGCUACAGCGGAUACCAAUAUCUCUUCUCUCGUGGAUCAAACUAUUCGGGCAGACACUUGAAGCUCCUCUCCCUUCUCCUUCUCUUAAACAAAUCAGAGUAUGGCCAAGAGAAUGGUGGGAGAUGGUUGAGUUGGAUAAUUAUAAGGCUAAGGAAGUCCUGUCACCCCUCGUGAACUUCCAUAGGAAACUCUUCAUUAUCAUUCUUCAGGGAUUGGAUGGCUUUAAAGCAGCAAUGAAUCUGAAGUUGAGGAUUUAUGCGACGGUGCAGAGUGAUCAGUUGCUCCAAUCUGAUAAUCUUACUUUGCUGAAUGCUUAAUUUUGUUGUCCUAAUUGUUUCAUUUUUAAUUAUGACCUGCACUAAUUUUAUUCAUCAUUAUCACUAAUUUUAUUCAGCUACUCGUAUUUGUAUAUUAGAAUUAAGAAAUUACUGGCAUGAGUACUAGGCCCAAUUAAAUUUUUGGCCCAUACUCAAGUUACAUUUCAUAUUGGAUUCUUUACACAAAUAGCAUCUAUUAUAUUUUUAUCUUACAAAAAAAUAGCUUAUAAAAAUACGUUUUUAAAGAAAAAAAAUUAUAAAAAUACGCUCAAAUUAUUACUUAUCUAAAACAAAAAAAUUUCAGCUAUUCUCAGAAAUCCAAACUUGUGCUUCUUCCUUCCUUCACUCUAUAAACUUCCAAAAAAUAAGAACAAAAGUUGUAACACUCUUCCUUCAGCAGUAAAACUUUCAUCUUCAACUUCUAACACUAAAACCUUCUUUCUUCCUUCCUUCAUUACAGUCUUCCUUUAAUGUUGAAAACGUCCAUUUUCGUCCCGCAACAACAUAAUCAGCGUGAAAGGGGUUAAAGUCCAUUAAAUUUCUCUAAAAACUACAUCUGAAAAGAAGACAAACCACUCCUACUUCCAUUU
Molecule: messenger RNA, 3918 nt
Organism: Ricinus communis (castor bean)
Lineage: Eukaryota; Viridiplantae; Streptophyta; Magnoliopsida; Malpighiales; Euphorbiaceae
Product: probable disease resistance protein At4g27220
Exons: 3
Coding region: 305-3328 (1007 amino acids)
Molecular function (GO): ADP binding
Source: RefSeq, a predicted model, not a curated record